CCCCUGAUCAGCCAUGUCCAAAGUCCCGCAGCAGCACAGCUUGCUGGGCAGCUUGAAACUCUUGGAAGUCUUAGAGGCGGAGGACAUCACACAGACGGAGGUGAACGAGAAGGUACAAACUCUGAAGAACGUAUCGAAAGGGGCGGCGAAAGAGACUUCAAACAAGUCGAAUGUAUCGGAGUCGAAGAUCCCUGGUUUAUCGGCGGAUUCUGCCCGUCAGCUGAAAAAGAGAAAGGAACAGCAGGAGAAUAUCCACUCCCUUGAGGAAUACAUCAAGUGCUGUCGCCAAGAACCGAAGGCCAAGCUCCAAUUUCUCGUCCCACCGAGUCGGGCACAAAGCUUUCUCUCUGAGCAGCGACUUAGUCAUGCGAGUGCGUUGACACCGCUUCGGUAACGCGCAGGGCCCUGGAGAGGCUGGAAUCAAACAUGGCAAGCCAGGAAAUCCCC
Cladocopium goreaui is the source of this 447-nucleotide messenger RNA. The record is from the annotation of a GenBank genome assembly. NCBI's taxonomy places the organism in Eukaryota, Dinophyceae, Suessiales, Symbiodiniaceae.